AUGAAACUUGAAAAUCUUUCAUCCUCUUCGUAUGAGAUUCCACCUCAACCACAACACUCGAUUGUAGGAGGAGGAGGUGGUGGCGGCGAUAUGAAUGCGUCACCUCCUACUACAUCAACUACAAGCACAACGGCGGCUGCUGGGAGCAGUGCCGCGGUGACACCGUCACCCAGUGAUUUGAUACCCGAGUGUUUGUGGGUGCCGGGUACGAGAUGGCCCUAUAUAACCGACAUUGACAGCUCGAUCAUGUCACGUAUCCUCGGUCGGGCACAUAAAGACGAGCCCGCAUCACCUUUUGCCAGACGUGGAGGAAACUGUCGGUCGACCGCAUCGUCAACUAUGUCUAUCACCUGCCAGCCGACAAGAAAAUAA
Molecule: messenger RNA, 372 nt
Organism: Cavenderia fasciculata
Lineage: Eukaryota; Evosea; Eumycetozoa; Acytosteliales; Cavenderiaceae
Exons: 2
Coding region: 1-372 (123 amino acids)
Source: RefSeq, a predicted model, not a curated record